This is a messenger RNA of Humulus lupulus (European hop), 699 nucleotides long. RefSeq lists its product as uncharacterized. Bases 1 to 699 code for a protein of 232 amino acids. NCBI's taxonomy places the organism in Eukaryota, Viridiplantae, Streptophyta, Magnoliopsida, Rosales, Cannabaceae. The record is from RefSeq and is a predicted model, not a curated record. The transcript has a single exon.
AUGGUUGAGUCUAAUAGUUCAGGGCAGGUUUCUUGGGAUGAAGUAUGUAGGCCUAAAGCUGAGGGAGGUCUAGGCUUUAGGAGGAUCAAGGAAUGGAAUGAAGCAGCUAUUGGUAAGUAUGUAUGGGUAGUGGCUUCGAAAAAAGACUCUUUAUGGGUUCGAUGGAUACAUGCUGUGUAUAUUGGUGAUGGAGACUGGUGGGACUAUAAAGCUUCGAAUGGCAGUAGUUGGUAUUGGAAGCAAAUUGUUAAAGUUAAAGAGAAGUACAAGGAACUUAACUUGACUCGUCUAUGUUCUAAUGGGGUUUAUAGGAUAGCUGAGGGCUACAAAGCUCUUGUUCUCACUCAUCAAAAGGUCUCAUGGCAUAGGGAAGUUUGGAAUAGAACCAUCAUACCAAAGCAUAGAUUUAUCUUAUGGCUUGCGGUUCUAGAUAGGUUACAACUGAAAGAUAGACUGUUUCGUUUCAACAUAACAACUGAUUACCUCUGUCUUUUAUGUGGUAGUAACAAGGAAACAAGAGAACAUGUAUUUUUUUACUGUUAUUUGAGCUCUUCUUGCCUGAGGCAAAUCAAGAGCUGGCUAGGAUGGCAGACGGCAGCUACCACUACACAUAACUUGUUGCGGUGGAUUGCUAAGGCCAGAUUAACUCAUUUCAGGAAACAAGUCUUUAUUGUGACCCUGGCAGCUUUGAUAUACUAG